AUGGAUUCUAACUUCUCAGUUGUCUUCCCUGUUGUUAUCGGUCUUACCGUUGCUUUCAUCACAAUCGGAUACCUAAUAAAUAGAAAAUUCAAAAACAUAGAAUACUAAAACUCUGUACUCUAAAAGCAGCAUGGCAAAGUAAUUGUGGCUGGUAUAAAAUUCAUGGUUAGGAAACGACCAGAUGAAAAGGUGACUCAGAUACUUAAAGACAUUGAUUUAUCUAAGCAAGUCUCACCUUACAUAUCAGACAUUCAAUUAGACGUAUCCAAAAGGAAAAAUAUAUCUGUAUUCAAAGAUAACAACUAGACUACAUAUAAUUCUAUAAUGAAGUACAUCAAAGACAACAGUCUUGAUGAAAUAGACGAGAAGGUUUAAGAGGAGGAUAGCUUUAUUCCAGUAACAGAUAAUUUUGGAAAUACCCACUUUAUAUAGUCUCAAAGUAAAUAAGAAGGUGUCUUUUAUACUGAUUCACACUUAUAUAAUCAAAAGUAUAAUAACUAUGAUAAGAAGGACGACCUUAAAUUUACUGGAAUGUCAAGAUGGGAAUGCUCAGCUAUUUAAUGCAAGACCAUGUAUAUGAGAGAGCAAUAGACUGAAGAAAGCAUCAAGUUGAACAUCGGCGAUUAACAACUUGAUGAUCUCGAAAGAGACAUUCAGUGA
Stylonychia lemnae is the source of this 660-nucleotide messenger RNA. The record is from the annotation of a GenBank genome assembly. NCBI's taxonomy places the organism in Eukaryota, Ciliophora, Spirotrichea, Sporadotrichida, Oxytrichidae.